AAAGGAACUUGAAGAGCUAAAGCACCAUGGAUCUAAUUUAUAUUCCUGAAGACCUAUCCAGUUGUCCAAAAUUUGAAAAUAAAUCCUGUCCUCCCACCAGCCGCCCUUUUCAUGUUCGAGUGAUCAUGUAUUCAGUUAUGACUGGAGCGAUGGUUAUCACGAUCUUUGGCAACCUGGUUAUCAUGAUUUCCAUAUCACAUUUCAAACAGCUUCACUCUCCCACCAAUUUUCUGAUCCUCUCCAUGGCAACAACUGACUUUCUGCUGGGUUCUGUCAUCAUGCCCUAUAGCAUGGUGCGAUCUGUGGAGAGCUGCUGGUAUUUUGGAGAUGUCUUUUGUAAAUUCCAUGCAAGCUUUGACAUGAUGUUAAGCCUAACUUCCAUUUUCCACCUUUGUUCCAUUGCUAUUGAUCGCUUUUAUGCCGUGUGUUACCCUUUGCACUACACGACCACCAUGACGGUCUCCAUGAUCAAGCGACUGCUGGCAUUUUGCUGGUCAGCCCCUGCUCUUUUUUCCUUCACUUUAGUUCUGUCUGAGGCCAAUGUUUCUGGAAUGAAGACCUAUGAGAUCCUUGUUGCUUGCUUCAAUUUCUGUGCACUUACUUUCAACAAAUUUUGGGGGACAAUACUGUUCACUACCUGUUUCUUUACUCCUGGCUCCAUCAUGGUUGGUAUUUAUGGUAAAAUCUUUAUUGUUUCCAAAAGACAUGCUCGAGUCAUCAGCAGCAUGCCUGAGAACACAAGGGGGGAACUGAAAAAAAAUUUAUCUAAGAAAAAGGACAGGAAAGCGGCUAAGACCCUGGGUAUAGUAAUGGGGGUGUUUCUAGCUUGCUGGUUGCCUUGUUUUAUUGCUGUUUUGAUUGACCCUUAUUUAGGCUACUCCACUCCCAUAAUAAUACUUGAUCUUUUGGUGUGGCUUGGGUACUUCAACUCAACUUGCAACCCCCUAAUUCAUGGUUUUUUUUAUCCAUGGUUUCGGAAAGCUCUUAAGUACAUAGUGUCAGGAAAAAUAUUUAGUUCCAGUUCAGAAACUGCAAAUCUGUUUCCUGAGGCACAUUAAUUAAAAAUAAAAAGUCAUGACAAAAGU
Talpa occidentalis (Iberian mole) is the source of this 1085-nucleotide messenger RNA. Its product is annotated as trace amine-associated receptor 3. The transcript has a single exon. Gene Ontology annotation, cellular component: membrane. Gene Ontology annotation, biological process: G protein-coupled receptor signaling pathway. Gene Ontology annotation, molecular function: trace-amine receptor activity. The coding region runs from base 27 to 1058 and encodes 343 amino acids. The record is from RefSeq and is a predicted model, not a curated record. NCBI's taxonomy places the organism in Eukaryota, Metazoa, Chordata, Mammalia, Eulipotyphla, Talpidae.